Chara braunii is the source of this 3809-nucleotide messenger RNA. The record is from the annotation of a GenBank genome assembly. NCBI's taxonomy places the organism in Eukaryota, Viridiplantae, Streptophyta, Charophyceae, Charales, Characeae.
GUGAUAAUUGUUGCAUCCUGCUUAGAGGGAUCAACUCAACAACUCGUUGGCUAAAUGGAUUAGUAGCCUCCAAGGGGUUCGGCAGGAACAUGAAUGAUUGGGCGCAGACCCACACUUUGGAGAGCUUUAUGGACUUAGUGGAGGCUCGUUGGCACAACCCUCAGCAGGCACAAAUUGCCACUGAUGGGAUCCUGAAGCUUGACUCUAGAAAGUACAAGUCGGUGCGAGAGUUGACCACAACCGUAGAGCGUCUGAUUGUCGUUCCUGGAGUGGAGUAUAAUCCACAGGUCUUGUUGACCACGUUCCUAAGAUGUCUUCCCACGGACAUCAGGAACUUGUUAGCCAGCGAGGCUCGCAAAGAGUAUCACACCUUUGAGACAUUCAGCAAGAAGGCCCUAGACUUAGAGGCUACGCUGGGUGGUGCUCAUACCCCUUCUGCGGAUGGAAGAAAGAAGAAGAUUCCACACGAGUGGCAGAAGAAGGGUAAUCGAUUAAUGAUGGUUGAUUUCGAAGGGAAUCGAACUGAGAUUGAUGAUGUUUCUAAGCUUGUGGGGGGGAAAAAGUUAGACGGCGAGGAGAGUGCUAAGGGUAGCAACCUCGCCGCAAUAGUUAAGACUAAGGCAGUAGGCCGCGGGAAGGGCGGUCAACAAAGGAGUCAGGGACAGGUCGCCGACCCAAACAAAAUAGCAGCUUGGGUUAGAGCAGGUGCGCUGAUUCUUUCUGAAGAUGUAACUCGAUCGUUGGAUGAAGUCUACAAGGAAGAUCCCAUCACGAUGGACAUCAUCAACAAACAACAGGCUAAAGACAAGGCCACCACUGAUGAGUUUGUGAUGGUGGAUGAGUUGCUCUUUCUUGAGAAGGCAGGGUUCAAAAGGUUAGUUGUUCCAUCUAGAGAAACUUUGCGUAGUUUGUUUUUAGAUGAGUGUCAUGACGCAACAGGACAUUUCGGCGAUAAGAAGUCGAGUGCUAAUUUAGUACAGCGAUUCUGGUGGCCCAACAUGCUUGACGAUGUGAAGAAGUACGUGGAGACCUGUCAGGUCUGUCAGCGGGACAUGCUGCGGACUCAAGCUCGGGGUGGGUUACUCAAGCCUUUACCCAUUCCUGCUGGCACAGGGCAGAGUAUCUCCAUGGAUUUCAUGGAUACUCUUGUGACCAGCAAGAAUGGCAAGAGGCACAUCUUCGUCAUAGUGGAUAGGUUCACUAAGGACGCUAGACUAAUCGCCAUGCCAGAGUCUGCCAAGAUUGAGCACGUCAUCAAGUUGUUCAUGGACAACGGGCAGGCACAGAUUGCCACUGAUGGGCUCUUGAAACUUGAUACUAGAAAGUACAAGUUUGUGCGGGAAGUCACCACAACCGUAGAGCGCCUGAUCGUCAUCCUUGGAGUGGAGUACAAUCCACAGGUCUUGCUGACCAUGUUCCUGAGAUGUCUUCCCACAUACAUUAGGAAUUUAUUAGCCAGCGAGGCUCGCAGAGAGUAUCACACUUUUGAGUCAUUCAACAAAAAGGCCCUAGACUUAGAGGCUACGCUGGGUGGAGCUCAAACCCCUUCUACGGAUGGGAGGAAGAAGAAGACUCCACAAGAGUGGAAGAAGGGUAGUCGAUUGAUGAUGGUUGACUCCGAUGGGAAUCAAACUGAGAUCGAUGAUGCUUUCGAACUUGUGGAGGGUUCAGAGUUUGACGGCGAGGAGAAUGCUGAGGGUAGCAACCUCGCCGCCGUUGUCAAGACUAAGGCAGGUGGCCGCGACAAGGGCGGACAACAAAAGAGUCAGGGGCAGGCCUCUAACCCAAACAAAAUAGCUGCUUGGGUAAGAGCAGGUCUGGAUCAAGAUGUGUGGCGGGACCGGUGGUUUCGUGGUGCUUGCAUUAACUGCGGUACAUUCCAGCACGCCAUGAAUAGGAUCUUCCAUGACCACUUGGACAAGUUUGUUGUCGUGUACCUCGACGACAUACUUAUCUUCAGUAGAUAUGCCGAGGAGCAUGCUCAGCAUGUAGACACUGUACUUUCACUCCUUCGACAACACAAGUAUAAGAUAGAUGUGGAGAAAUGUGAGUUUGGUCGCACUCAAAUCUUGUACUUGGGUCAUGAAGUAUUUGCGGAUGGGAUUAGGCCCGAAGACGCUAAGGUGGCUAGCAUACGUGACUGGCCGCGACCCCAGUCUUUGACUGAGGUCAGAUCAUUCUUGGGAAUGUGUGGUUAUUACCGCAACUUCGUAAAGAAGUAUAGCACGAUCGCAUCUCCCUUGACUGAUUCUAGACUUGACACACCAUGGGACUGGACCGACGAGUGUAAGGCAACAUUCAAUCGUUUGAAGCAUGCUCUCACGCACCAUGAGGUUCUCAUGGUACCCGACCCGCAAAGGCCAUUUGUUGUGACCAUUGACGCAAGCCAAUAUGGCAUUGGCGCAGUGCUGGCUCAGCAGGACGGGAAGAAGUUGAGACCGAUCGAGUACAUGACCACAAAGAGGCCUUCAAAGAAGUUCGCAAAGUCCACCUACAAGAGGGAACUCUAUGCUCUUUACAAGGAAGGCACUUGUCCACUGGAGGCACUAUUUGUUAGGAAGCGGGACAAGCCGCGAACUCAAGCUCCGCUUGGGUUACUCAAGCCUUUACCCAUUCCUGCUGGCCCAGGUCAGAGUAUUUCCAUGGAUAGUCUUGUGACCAGCAAGAAUGGCAAGAGGCACAUUUUCGUCAUAGUGGACAGGUUCACUAAGUACGCUAGACUAAUCGCCAUGCCAGAGACUGACAGGACUGAGCACGUCAUCAAGUUGUUCAUGGACAACUGGGUGCGUGACUUUGGACUUCCAAAGACAAUCGUUAGUGAUAGAGAUGUGAGAUUCACAAGCGAGAUGUGGAAGAAGGCCAUUGAACAGAUGGGCAGCCAACUUCAAACGACUUUUGGGAAUUAUCCCGAAGCAAAUGGGCAGGCUGAACAGAUGAACCGAGUGGUGCAGCAUCUGCUGAAGCAUUACAUCAAGCCUUGUCAUCUGCUGAAGCAUUACAUCAAGCCCAGUCAGGAUGCCUGGGACGAGAAAUUACCUCUCAUCGUCAGCCUCUACAACAAUGCUGUACACAGCACCACCGGCGUCGGUCCUAAUCAACUAAAUCUCGGAUGGAAGCCUAGAUCUGCUCUAGACUUCCUCCUGCCUGAAAACCGAACUGCUGCAACUCCUGGAACCAUUGAAUUUGGUGUCCAGUAUGAGAAACUGUUGCAGAAGGCUGUCGAACACAUCAAGAAAUCUAAGGAAGCCAUGAUUGCUUCUGAGAACAAGCGUUGCCGACAGUCCACAUUUCAGAUAGGGGAACGUGUCUGGGUCAAGGCUAGUGAGUUGGGACAGGAGUUUGGCAUCUCUAGGAAACUAAUGCCUCUGUAUUUCGGUCCCUGGGAAGUCCUAGACAUUGUGGGGAAUGAUUUGGAUGGUCCCUCGUACAUUAUUCCUAUCCCUGGUCACUUACGCACUUACCCUGUUUUUCACGCCUCCAAGCUUGCACCUUUCGCUGAGACAGCACAGUUCCCAUCACGGAGAUCUAUGCUGCCCCCAACCAUGGAUGGCCACGUGGACGUCAACGACAUUCUGGAUCAUAGAGACCCGCCUGUUCCCAAGCCACCUGGCAGGGGAAGACCUCCCAAACCUGCGAGGGAAUACAGAGUACAUUUCAGGCAUGAAGAUCGAUGGAUUUCAAGGGAGGAACUUGUCAAGACAGCUCCUCAGAUCGUGGCAGAUUAUGAGAAGAAACUGAAGGGGAGGGCACCAGCAUGAAGCACCUCAGUGGACUUUCGAAGCUAAGGGGGAUGGAAUGUGAGGAACGAG